AUGCAUUUUUCAUAUUUCAUUGUUAUUUUAUUAUCAUACAUAGCUUACAGAAUUUAUCACUCAAACAUGUCAAUUGACUUUCAAACAAUAGUUCAAGACCAAAGUUAUCCAUUGUGGAAUCAGUCUCCCGAAGAAGUCUUGGAGAUUGCAAAUGCAAUCGCUGCAAGUGAAACCAAGUUGUUCAACGAAAUUGCUGCUAUUACUGACCCGUCAAUUGCCAAUGUGUUGAAGCCAUUUGCAACUCAUUACGAUGAGAACAGUUUCCCGGAGGGCCAAAGCACUUUUUAUCAACAUGUAUCCACCAAUAAAGAGUUGCGUGAUGCGUCGACAAAAGGGGAAGAAAUUAUGGACAACAACUCAAUUGAACAAUGGUCUCGUGCUGAUGUUUACCAGGUAUUUCAAAAAUUGUAUGAUUCAGUUAAGAAUGACUCCAGCUUAGAUCCAGAGUCCAAGAGAUAUUUGGAAAAGACUCUUGUUUCGUUUAAAAGAAAUGGUUUAGCUUUACCUGAAGAAACCAGAGAAAAGGUUAAAAAAUUACAGGUUGAGUUAAACAAUUUGCGGGUAAAGUUUUCCAAGAAUUUGAACGAAGAUAAGGGAUUUGUUUUGUUUAGUAAAGAGGAAUUGGAAGGAAUUCCGGAAGACACGCUUAACCAAUAUGAAAAAGUUGACGGCAAAUUCAAGGUUACAUUCAAGUAUCCUGAUAUUUUCCCUAUUUUUAAACAUGCUAGCAACUCCAACACAAGAAAAACAGCAAAUAUUGCUUACGGAAACAGAUGUGCUGAAAAUGGUCCCAUUUUGGAUCAAAUCAUCAAAAUCAGAUUCCAGAUUGCGAAACUCUUGGGUUAUGACACAUUUUCUGAUUAUGUCUUAGAAGAGAGAUUAGCAAAGAAGAAAGAUACAGUUUUGAACUUUUUAGCGGAUUUAAGAACUAAGUUAACACCAAUUGCUGAAGAAGAAUUAAAAGUAUUAAAGGAAUUUAAGAAGAAAGAUCUACAAACUAGAAGAUUAGAACCAGAAGAAACUUUUUAUAGUUGGGAUUAUAACUACUACAACGAAAGAUUAUUAGAACAAAAGUAUAAGGUUGACCAUGUCAAGAUCGCUGAAUAUUUCCCAUUGGAACCCACAGUUGCCAAAAUGCUAGGAUUCUAUGAAAAAAUAUUUGACAUUAAAUUUGUCAAGAUCGAAAAGAAAGAACCAGCUUCAGUAUGGCAUGAAGACGUUCAACAGUAUGCAAUUUAUCAAAACGUAAAAACAAAGAGUAAAGAAUUGGAGUUUAUGGGAUGGAUUUAUUUUGAUUUGCAUCCGAGAGAAGGUAAAUAUGGGCAUGCUGCCAAUUUUGGUUUGGGUCCUGGAUACUUGGAAAAAGAUGGAAAAACUAGACAUACACCAAUAACAGUAUUAGUUUGCAAUUUCACUAAACCAAGCAAAGACAAGCCAUCAUUAUUGAAGCACGACGAAGUCACAACAUUCUUCCAUGAAUUGGGCCACGGAAUCCACAAUAUUUUGUCGAAAACUAAAUAUUCUAGAUUCCACGGAACAAAUGUUGAACGAGAUUUUGUUGAGACACCUUCACAAAUGUUGGAAUAUUGGACUUGGUCUAAGAAUGAACUCAAAGAAUUAUCUUCACAUUAUGAAACAGGAGAACCCAUUAGUGACGAAUUAAUUGACCAGUUAAUUAGCACAAAACAUGUCAAUUCUGGGUUGUUUAACUUGCGUCAACUUUUUUUUGGUAUUUUUGACAUGCAACUACACACCAUUGCAAAUCAAAAAGACUUGGACACUUUAGAUAUAUUCAAAGUUUGGAAUGAUUUAAGAGAAGAGGUGACUUUGCUUCCAAGUGGCGGCAACACCACAAAAGGCUACGCUUCGUUUGGACACAUUGCUGGUGGGUACGAGAGUGGAUACUAUGGUUAUUUGUACUCUCUAGUAUAUGCCACAGAUAUUUACUAUACACUUUUCAAAGACGAUCCAAUGAAUGUUGAAAAUGGAAUUAGAUAUAGAGAUAUUAUUUUGAAGCCUGGUGGGUCAAAAGAGAUUAUGGAUAACUUAGUUGAGUUAUUAGGAAGAGAACCAAACUCUGAAGCUUUCUUCCAUGAAAUUUUCGGAUAA
Candida dubliniensis CD36 is the source of this 2109-nucleotide messenger RNA. It is a transcript of the gene PRD1, whose product is annotated as metalloendopeptidase. The transcript has a single exon. Gene Ontology annotation, biological process: proteolysis; peptide metabolic process. The coding region runs from base 1 to 2109 and encodes 702 amino acids. Lineage: Eukaryota; Fungi; Ascomycota; Pichiomycetes; Serinales; Debaryomycetaceae. Gene Ontology annotation, molecular function: metalloendopeptidase activity. Gene Ontology annotation, cellular component: mitochondrial intermembrane space. The record is from RefSeq and is a predicted model, not a curated record.